Molecule: messenger RNA, 1818 nt
Organism: Durusdinium trenchii
Lineage: Eukaryota; Dinophyceae; Suessiales; Symbiodiniaceae
Source: the annotation of a GenBank genome assembly
AUGCCUGCCUUGGAUCCGAUUUUGGAACUUCCCGCAUUUGAUGGUGAGGAUUCUCAGCUGUGCAGGGAAGCUAGCUCUUCUCACCAGCUUCCAACCGUUGAAACUUUGAGCUGUUCUGGCUCUGAUGGUGAUUCUGAUUCGGCCGCUGAUUUGCCUGAGAAGUGGCGCCGCAAGCGGACCCACAAGUCCCGUGUUGAAACAGCAGAAGCGUUCAAGGAGCGCCUUACCAGCGAGUUGCACAUCAAGGCCCUCCUUGGGAAGAAAUGCACGAAUUGCAAGCAUCAAUGCUGCCUGAAAUUCAACCAGGGCAGCCGUCUUCAGGAGCUGCUAGAAUUUCGUAGAGAUUGGUGCGAACUUCAUAAGUUGGACCAAGACAGAGUGGCUUUUGAGCGCAUCAAGGCAAUCCUCAAGCCUGGCCAGGAUCGCGAGAGUCCUACUGAGUGGACCCUUUUGGGUGUGCAGGUGUGCUUGCGAGCAUGGAAGAGACUCCACGGCCUAGGUAGCCGCCGCUUUGACAAACUGCGAACAGCUGUUGAGUCACUUGCUGAAGUACCUCCCCCAGACCUGCGGUAUUUGCAACGGGGGAUCAAGAAGUAUGACCAGUCUGGAGAGUCAUCACGGGCACGCGUGAUUACCUUUUUGGAGCAGGUGUACCAAAGCCAGGCAGAAACGCUGCCAGACUGGCGUGACUCCGGCUUGGACGAUGGGGAUGAGGUGAUAUCGCUGCAACUGCCUAGCGGUGUUCCGUCGAGGCCAGAGACUGAUGGUUACUACAAGCACGCUGCCCUUGGAUCCAGCCGUAGUGCCCCGGCUGCCAAAAAGAAGGGGAAACACAAAGUUAAGAAGGCAAUGGCCAUAGACCCCGACCGCAUGAACCUUCAGCUACGUUUCUUGCCACCAUGUCAGAUGGUGGAUGUUUAUGACCAAAUGAAGGCAGCUGAAUCAGCAAAUUCAUCAGAGCUUGGCCCAGUCAGCUUUUCAUGCUUCUGGCGCACCUGGUGCCAAUACUAUCCCCAUUUGCGCAUUAGGCCAACAAGCAGUCACUCCAUGUGUGGAGAAUGCAGCCGGUACAAGGCUCUACUGAAGGACCUGUCCCAUCACCUAAGGGCCAGAGCAGCUCAGCAUGCCCUGUAUAUGAGGCACCUGGAGGCCCAAUACAGGGACCGAGUUCAGUACUGGUCCUCCAGGCCCCUGUCACGUUUGAAGCCUCCUCUGGAAGUUGUCAUCACAAUCGACGGAAUGGAUCAGAUGAAGUAUUGUUACCCUAGAUCAAAAGCCUUCCGAUCCAAAUCCCUCAGUACUAUGAUCCGCCCCAGGGCCCACGUGACUGGCCUUUUGUGUCACGGCCAUUUCCUUAUGAUGGCUACUGGAGAGCAUUGCAUGCCAAAGGAUGCGACGUCCAUGAUGGAACUUCUGAGCCACGCAUUGACAAAGCUCCAACAAGACUUCCAUGUCAACCUGCCCACUACUUCGGUAGUGGUGCAGGCUGACAACACCCCCCGCGAGAUUAAGAAUGUGAUUUUCUGCAAAUGGGCCAGCCGGCUCGUAUCUCACAGAUCCGUCAGGAGCAUCCAGCUCCGCUGCUUGAGAACAGGUCACAGUCAUGAUGACCUUGACCAACUUUUUGGUGAUUUAAGUCGAUACAUCAGCCGGAAGGCUCGGCAAGCUGUCCAUCCUGGGGACUUUGUCACCAUCAUUGAAGAUUGGUUGGGAGAAGUCAAACGACCCUUUGAACCAAAGCGGUACUCCAUUUUCUUUGACGUAGCCCAUGACUGGAGACUCGGGUUGUUACUACUACUAGCAAGUUUUAGUUGUUGA